Galeopterus variegatus (Sunda flying lemur) is the source of this 2460-nucleotide messenger RNA. RefSeq names its product putative DMBT1-like protein. Gene Ontology annotation, cellular component: membrane. The coding region runs from base 1 to 2460 and encodes 819 amino acids. Lineage: Eukaryota; Metazoa; Chordata; Mammalia; Dermoptera; Cynocephalidae. The transcript has 16 exons. The record is from RefSeq and is a predicted model, not a curated record.
AUGUGUGAUGACCUCUGGCACCUAGCCGAGGCCACUGUUGUGUGCCGCCAGCUCCAGAAUGGCCAGGCGGUGGCAGCCCCCACAGGGGCCCACUUCAGGGCAGGCUCUGGGAAGAUCCUGCAGGGUGAUGUGCAGUGUGUGGGCAGCGAGAGCCACCUGGGGCAGUGUGUGCACGGGGGCCGGGCAGGGCACAAACGUGGGCACUUGGACGACACCAGUGUUGUCUGUGCAGGCUGGGCCCCUGUGCGGCUGGCAGGCAGCCACGGGAGCUGCGCAGGCCGUGUGGAACUUUUCUACCAGGGAGUCUGGGGAACCGUGUGCGAUGACCUCUGGGACCUUCCACAAGCAAACAUCGUCUGCAGGCAGCUGGGCUGUGGCUGGGCCAUCUCAGCCCCGGGUGAGGCCCACUUUGGGGAAGGUUCUGGGAAGAUUCUCCUUGACAACGUGCACUGCAGGGGAGAUGAACAGCACCUUGAGGAGUGCUCCCAUGUUGGCUGGUUGUCCCACAACUGUGGUCAUGGGGAAGAUGCUGGCGUGAUCUGUUCAGGUCGCCCAUUGGCUGCCAUGGCAGGGACAGUGGCUGCAGGAAAAUCUCAGUGCGGCAGCAUCAUUACUAACUCAUCUGGAGCGAUUAGGAAUCCCCCGCGAAAUGAAAUGCACGACAACAUAACCUGUGUGUGGGAAAUCAAGGCGAACGCAUCCGAUCAUAUACUGCUGGCUUUUCCAUACCUUAACCUCGACUGCACCAAUGAAUAUUUUGAAAUCCUGGAUGGCCCUCCGUCCUCAGCAAAGUCCCUGGGGAAGACCUGCUCUGGUUCCUACCUCGUGUAUGCAUCCUCCUCCAGCUCAAUGACCCUGGUGUACUUCCGAAGCUUCAACAACAUAGGAAAAAACUUCAUUGCUUAUUAUUAUUCUGCAACCAAAGAGGCUGUGUCGCAGACUCCACAUCUCAUCACCAUCCCGACAGCAACACCCAAGAUAGUAACAGCAAGACCCGGAUUCAGUCACAACACCAAGGCAGGGUCUUUCGGGAACUCACACCUCCCAUCUCUACCUGCAGGGGACUGGCCAGAGCUGCGACUGGUGGGUGGCUCAGGUCGGUGCUCCGGACGCGUGGAGGUCCUCCACCAGGGAGCCUGGGGUACCGUGUGCGAUGACCUGUGGGACCUGAAUGAAGCUGAGGUCGUGUGCCGACAGCUUGGGUGUGGACGGGCUGUUUCCAGCCCCAGUGGGGCCCACUUUGGCCCAGGCUCUGGAGACAUCUUCCUGGACAACCUCCAGUGCUCUGGGGUGGAACGCUACCUGGGCCAGUGCGCCCACUCGGGCUGGUCAGAGCACAACUGCGGCCACCAUGAGGAUGCUGGGGUCAUCUGCUCAGAUGCCGAAGACCUGCCUCUGCCCACGCUUCCAGAUCACUCAACAAAUUCUCAGGACCAUGUAACAGGAGGAAGUAACUCUUGUGGAGGGGUCAUCUCUAGUCUCUCUGGCUCAUUCUCUAGUCCACAGUAUCCAGAAAACUACCCCACAGACAUCCAAUGUGUUUGGGAGAUCCAUGUGGGCAACAAAUUCCACAUAGAACUCAUGAUUCCAAGUUUGAAACUGGAAGAUAUCCUUGGAUGUCCCUAUGACUCAGUUGAAAUCUUCGAUGGCCCUAGGAUUGCCUCGCUGUCCAUGGGGAAGUUCUGUGCCCCAGUAGCUGUGAUGUUUUUCUCCUCCUCAGACAUCAUGACAGUGGUGUUCCGAAGUGAUUCUGUGAUAACCAACACUGGCUUUCAUGCUGUGUUCAAUGCUAUUCCACAGAGUGAAAAGGAGUCAGAAGAUGGACCAGUGCUGCGGCUGGCGGGUGGCUCCGGACGAUGCUCGGGACGCGUGGAGGUCCUCUACCAGGGAGCCUGGGGCACCGUGUGUGAUGACCUGUGGGACCUGAAUGAAGCUGAGGUCGUGUGCAGACAGCUGGGGUGUGGACAGGCCAUUGCUGCUCCUGGAAAGGCCUACUUUGGCCCAGGCUCUGGAGACAUCCUCCUGGACAAUGUUCAGUGUUUGGGAAGUGAGAAUCACCUUGGCUUGUGCCCCAGCUCCAGCUGGUCAGAUCACAAUUGUGGCCACCAUGAGGAUGCUGGUGUCAUCUGCUCAGGUAUGUCCCUGCGACUGGUGAAUGGCAGCCACAGGUGUGAGGGACGGGUGGAGGUGUCCUACAAUGGCACCUGGGGCACAGUGUGCGACGACAGCUGGGAUUUGACAGAUGCCAGGGUGGUGUGCCAGCAGCUCGGCUGUGGUGAGGCCCUGUCGGCCCCAGCCCAGAGCUACUUUGAUGGAGGCACUGGCCACAUCCUUCUGGAUGAUGUGCAGUGCAGGGGGAGUGAAGCCAAGGUGUGGCAGUGCAUGCACAAUGGGUGGUUCUCCCACAACUGCGGCCACCAUGAGGACGCCAGCGCCAUCUGCUCCGGUGAGUGCCUGUAG